Molecule: messenger RNA, 1758 nt
Organism: Penicillium samsonianum
Lineage: Eukaryota; Fungi; Ascomycota; Eurotiomycetes; Eurotiales; Aspergillaceae
Product: peptide MFS transporter
Exons: 2
Coding region: 1-1758 (585 amino acids)
Biological process (GO): transmembrane transport
Cellular component (GO): fungal-type vacuole; plasma membrane
Molecular function (GO): dipeptide transmembrane transporter activity; tripeptide transmembrane transporter activity
Source: RefSeq, a predicted model, not a curated record
AUGUCAUCCACAGACCGUGAGAUGGAGACUCCUGCUGCAGCUCCGUCCUAUGAUAACGAGGAGGUCACCCAGCAUGUCGUCCUGAACGAAAAGGCUAUGGACGCCGAUUUGGACAAGGAGAACCAGAUCACUCCGGAUGGCGGCGAGCCCACCCUCUCGGAGAAGGUUUCCCUGCGCCAUGUCGCAGAGAACCUGCCCCUCUCCGCCUGGCUGGUGGCCGUCGUCGAGCUGUGCGAGCGUUUCACAUACUACGGCAUGUCCGGUCUGUUCCAGAACUACGUCCAGCGACCUCGGGAUGGUAGCCAGGGACGUGGUGCGCUCGGUAUGGAUCACCAGGGUGCCACCGGUCUCACUACCUUCUUCCAGUUCUGGUGUUAUGUUACCCCCAUCAUCGGUGCCAUCAUCGCCGAUCAGUAUCUCGGCAAGUACAAGACCAUUGUGCUGUUCUGUAUCGUCUACAUGGUCGGUCUGCUCAUCCUGGUCUGUACCUCCAUUCCCACUGCCCUGGAACACGGCUCGGGUAUCGGCGGUUUCAUUGUCGCCAUCUUGAUCAUCGGUCUGGGUACCGGUGGUAUCAAGAGUAACGUGGCUCCUUUGAUUGCGGAUCAGUACAAGCGCAAGAAGAUGGCUAUUACCACGACCAAGAAGGGCGAGCGCGUCGUCAUCGACCCCGCCCUGACCAUUCAGCGUAUCUACAUGAUCUUCUAUGGAUGCAUCAACGUCGGUUCGCUGUCCCUUCUCGCCACUCCCUACAUGGAGCUGUACAUCGACUUCUGGCCCGCCUACCUUCUCUGUCUCUGUAUGUUCAUGGUCGGUACCCUGGUGAUUGUUCUCGGCCGCAAGUUCUACGUCGUUCGCCCACCCCAGGGUUCCGUCAUCACGGACGCUUUCCGCGCGCUCUGGAUCAUGACGAAGAACCGCAACAUGGACGCCCCCAAGCCCUCAUGGCAGAACGAGCACAAUGGCGUGUCGGCUGUCAACUGGGACGACCACUUCAUCGACGAGCUGAAGCGUGCCCUGGUCGCCUGCCGCGUGUUCGCCUUCUACCCGAUCUACUGGGUUGUCUACGGACAAUUCUCGGGCAACUUCGUCACCCAAGCCGGCCAAAUGCAAGGCCACGGCAUCCCUAACGAUCUGAUGCAGAACUUUGACCCCAUCUCAGUCAUCGUUUUCAUCCCCCUUCUCGAGACCUGCGUUUACCCCCUGAUGCGCCGCAUGAAGAUCCCCUUCCCCCCGAUCACCCGUAUCUCCCUUGGCUUCAUCGUCGCCUCGCUUGCCAUGAUGUACGCCGCUAUCGUGCAGCACCUGAUCUACUCCGCCGGACCCUGCUAUGGUAAUCCUCUGUGCGCGGCCUCUGAGGUCGACGGCGCUGCUCAAGGCAACAGGGUUCACAUUGCCAUCCAAACCCCAGCCUACGUGUUCAUCGGUGUGUCUGAGAUUUUCGCCUCUGUCUCUGGUCUCGAGUACGCAUACACCAAGGCCCCGCCCAGUAUGAAGUCCUUCGUUCAGUCGAUGUACCUCCUCACGAACGCGUUCGGAUCCGCUAUCGCCGAAGCGCUCACCCCCGCCGCCUUCGAUCCCGCCAUCAUGUGGAUGUUCACCGGUCUUGCCUGUGCAUCCUUCGCGUGUGGUAUCAUCUUCUUUACCAUCUUCCACCACCUCAACGCGAAGGAAGAUGAUAUGAACGCCCUCGAUGCCGAGGACGAGAUGCCCGAGCGUCCGAUUGACGUGGAACGGCGCCAGUCCAAGGCGGAGUAA